UCGACUCUCACUGCACAAUUUUUCUCGCUCUCCCUACACAAAAAAGUGUGAAAAGUGGUGCAAAUUUUUUUUAAAACUGCACGGUGCAAAUGCAGUGAAUAAUUCCGAGUUGGUAAUUAAUUUUUCGCUGCACAAUGGACGUGGUGGAGGAAAAUUUCGUGGCCAAGAUCGCGGACGAGCGUAACGCGUCGUGGCGCAACGCGUCGCUGGGCGAGGCGUACGACGACGACGCGUCGCCCACCCUUCCACCUGAGUUGCGCUUCAACACGGGCGCCCUGGUGGCCAUCAUCGUGUACAGCAGUCUGUUCGUGGUGGCCGCGGUGGGCAACGUGACCGUGUUCGUGACCCUGUACCGCAACCGGCACCGCAAGUCGCGCAUCAACCUGAUGAUCAUGCACCUGGCCAUCGCCGACAUGGUGGUCACCUUCGUCAUGAUCCCUCUGGAGGUCGGCUGGCGCGCCACCACCCAGUGGCUGGCCGGCAACGCCGCCUGCAAGGUGCUGCUCUUCCUCAGGGCGUUCGGCCUCUACCUCAGCUCCAUGGUGCUUGUGUGCGUCAGUCUGGACCGCUACUUCGCCAUCCUCUACCCCCUCAGGGUCAACGACGCCCGCCGCAGGGGCAAAAUCAUGCUCAUCCUCGCGUGGGUCGUCUCCAUCAUCUGCUCAUUGCCGCAGAGCGUCGUGUUUCACGUCUCGCAGCACCCUGUCUACAAAGACUUCUGGCAGUGCGUGACUUUUGGCUUCUUCCCUUCGCAAACACAAGAGACCGCCUACAACCUAUUCUGCGUGCUGGUCAUGUACUUCAUACCCUUGAUAGUGAUUUGCUUCGCGUACUCUCGCAUCCUGUGGGAGAUUUGCAAGAAAUCCAGAGAGAACAAAGAGGACAACACACGCGGAGGGCGGUACCAGGGCCGCAUGACUCUUCGGCGCAGCGACAUGAGCAACAUCGAGCGGGCUCGCUCGCGCACCCUGCGCAUGACUCUGAUCAUCGUGCUGGUGUUCAUCUGGUGCUGGACCCCUUACGUCGUCAUGACACUCUGGUACAUGUUUGACCGCGAAAGUGCGACACACGUGGCAGGCUGGAUCCAAGACUCGCUUUUUAUGAUGGCCGUGUCGAAUUCUUGCAUGAACCCUUUCGUGUACGGCGCCUACGCGAUGAACUUUCAACAAGAAUUUGUGCGGUGCAUCAGCUGCGUCUGCUGCCGUAGGUCGAAAAAAGACCGCAACAUUGUAGGUGUUCCCAAAGUUAGUGAGCAAACCAAGCAGAGACCUGACACCAUCAUAAUUCAAGUCCAUAAAUGUCUCCUAUCGAUUUUUAAAGCCAAUUCAAAUACAGCAGCCACGAGAAGCACUGGAGUGCCGCCCGGCGCGCUCAAACCCGGACCCUCGCCAGUGUACCGGCCGGGCCUCGCAGGCACGUCCGCCCUCCGCAAAGGCGCCAAGAUGCUCAGCGUGCCCGAAGAGACGCCAGAGUUCCUCUCAUACCAGCUUUCAGGCAAUUCCAAAGCGAGCGUGGACAGCAUUGCAGAGUACUCGUACAACUCUGUGGCUUUCUACAGCGAGCCUCUUCAGGUGCACGACCGCGACGAAGAGGAGCGCUGGCGGCACCAGCAACGUGGCGGCACCGCGGCCAGCACUCGCGUCAAAGCGUCGCCCAGCAUCGACCGACUAGAGGGACUGCGCAGGUGGCAGGGAACGAGCGAAGUGCACCGCGAGCCGCGUCCCUGAGAUUUUGUUUCCUCGCCGAACCCGUCAGGUCAGCUGGGCUGCGCACCGUGCAGUUCCAGCUCUUGUGUUGGUGGCGAGGAGGAAUUGCUGCAAAUUUCGACGUCGGGAAAACGCGGCGAACCGGUCUGGUUACACUUGCCGCAACUCAGUCCCAACGGAAUCGCGCAGACCCAGUGUUAAAUAAUCUGCGGCGGUGACUUUGACUGCCAACGCGCACAACUUCCGUUUUUAUUUCAAUUGGACAAUAAAAUUGCGUGUUUACGAAUCUUGAAGAGACAAAUAGUAAAAAGCUUCAAGACAAUAACUUUAUAAAUAGAGAGCUUUACAUGACAUGCAAAAAAAUAUGCCAACAAAAAGGCAAUAAAAUGAAUAAUAUAUUUUACUAAUUAUUGCUGACAGUGUUUCAUGUCUGGACAGAUUUUCUGUUAAUUUCAAAACUUUUUCUCCAGAUUUUCACUCAAUCAAUUGCCAAAUGUUUCCAGUGUGAAAUUCUUGCGGUGUUAUUUGACGUGAUGUUUCAAUAUUAUAUAUGUGUAAAAAUUUUAAAAUUCAUGUUUUUUUCCUUUGGUAAGUUACUUUUGAAAAAAUCAAACAUCUAAAGAAUAUCUCUAAUUUCGAAAAUGCUCACGCUAAUUUAGCUGUAAUUUAAAAGCUCAAUGAUUAGGCUACCGCGACAAUGCCAUUUUGGCAGUAUUUUAUUCAAAAAUUCUCAAAUGGUUAAAUGUUGAUCGCUGUUUUAUGCAAACCAUUCUGCUGUCUCAAAGUGUAACAUGAGGGUGGAUCUAUU
This is a messenger RNA of Neocloeon triangulifer, 2514 nucleotides long. Its product is annotated as adipokinetic hormone/corazonin-related peptide receptor variant I-like. The transcript has 8 exons. Gene Ontology annotation, molecular function: peptide binding; vasopressin receptor activity. The record is from RefSeq and is a predicted model, not a curated record. Gene Ontology annotation, biological process: G protein-coupled receptor signaling pathway. NCBI's taxonomy places the organism in Eukaryota, Metazoa, Arthropoda, Insecta, Ephemeroptera, Baetidae. Gene Ontology annotation, cellular component: membrane. Bases 135 to 1727 code for a protein of 530 amino acids.